Molecule: messenger RNA, 561 nt
Organism: Lottia gigantea (owl limpet)
Lineage: Eukaryota; Metazoa; Mollusca; Gastropoda; Lottiidae
Exons: 1
Coding region: 1-561 (186 amino acids)
Source: RefSeq, a predicted model, not a curated record
AUGACAGACCUCUGUAGACAGAAUGUUCCAGGUACAAUGACAGUCUUCUGUGGACAGAAUGUUCUAGUUACAAUGACAGACCUCUGUAGACAGAAUGUUCCAGGUACAAUGACAGUCUUCUGUGGACAGAAUGUUCUAGUUACAAUGACAGACCUCUGUGGACAGAAUGUUCUAGGUACAAUGACAGACCUCUGUAGACAUAAUGUUCCAGGUACAAUGACAGACCUCUGUGGACAGAAUGUUCCAGGUACAAUGACAGACCUCUGUAGGCAGAAUGUUCCAGGUACAAUGACAGUCUUCUGUGGACAGAAUGUUCUAGUUACAAUGACAGACCUCUGUAGACAGAAUAUUCCAGGUACAAUGACAGUCUUCUGUGGACAGAAUGUUCUAGGUACAAUGACAGACCUCUGUAGACAUAAUGUUCCAGGUACAAUGACAGACCUCUGUAUACAGAAUGUUCCAGGUACAAUGACAGUCUUCUGUGGACAGAAUGUUCUAGGUACAAUGACAGACCUCUGUGGACAGAAUGUUCUAGGUACAAUGACAGUCUUCUGUGGGUAG